UAAUACCAACGCACGUACAGAUUUGGCGGUUUUUAAAUUACCUAAAUUUUUUUAACCAAAUCAUAAAAUAAAAUAAUUUAUUUAAUAACCUUACCCUCUAAUAAAGAGGCUCAUUAGUGUGACUUCUGCUGUGGUGGUGUUAUAGAUGGUUGAAUUUACUCCUAUGCAGUUAGAGAAGUUAACAGAAUUAUUAAGGACACCCGAGCCAGAUGUCUUGCAGGGAGAUGAUCUGCCGAGUAAAGGUUGCGAAAUAACGUCGAACAGAGACAAAGUUCCAAAUGAACAAAAAGGUUGUACUAAGACUCCGAAAACCAUUGAAGAGUUUGAAGCUCAAGAGGCUGAAGAAGCUGAGAAACUAGGUCAAGUGGGCGCUGGGUUAAGUGACAGAAAGACUCCUGUGUAUACGAUGAAUUACCAACAAGCCGUUACCGCUGAGGAUGUCUUUCUUCAGAUUGGUCCCAAGACGACGGGGUCUGCAAGUUGCGAGAAUUUGAUCGUCAGAAUUAAAAUGCCAGGAGACAAGAAAGAGAAUGUUGAUUUAUCCGUGGAGACGGGCAGAGUGACUGUCAGUUCAUCGCAGCAUUAUCUCCUACUAGGGCUACCUCAUGCUAUUAACCCCGACACGUCUAAUGCAAGCUGGGAUUCUUCAGAAGAAACUCUGGUUCUCACUCUGAAGCUAGACAGAGAAUUCGAUUUUAUUAACUUUUAAGUUAGUCAUCGAAUACAGUAAUAUGUAUGAAAUAUUU
This is a messenger RNA of Leptidea sinapis, 746 nucleotides long. RefSeq names its product dynein axonemal assembly factor 6 (gene Dnaaf6). The record is from RefSeq and is a predicted model, not a curated record. Gene Ontology annotation, cellular component: cytoplasm. Lineage: Eukaryota; Metazoa; Arthropoda; Insecta; Lepidoptera; Pieridae. The transcript is spliced from 4 exons. Bases 146 to 709 code for a protein of 187 amino acids. Gene Ontology annotation, molecular function: protein-folding chaperone binding; dynein intermediate chain binding. Gene Ontology annotation, biological process: axonemal dynein complex assembly.